Molecule: messenger RNA, 435 nt
Organism: Striga hermonthica
Lineage: Eukaryota; Viridiplantae; Streptophyta; Magnoliopsida; Lamiales; Orobanchaceae
Source: the annotation of a GenBank genome assembly
AUGGCGGGUGUUCCAUACUCCUCGGCAGUCGGGAGUUUGAUGUACGCCAUGGUCUGUACUAGACCAGAUAUCGCUCAUGCGGUUGGAAUUGUUAGUAGGUGUCUUUCCAAUCCUGGGAAGGAUCAUUGGAAAGUUGUGAAGUGGAUCUUGAGGUACCUAAAAGGCAGUGCAAAUAAAUGCUUGACCUUUGAAAAAGGAAACCCAGUCUUGAAGAAAUCUGUUGCCUUGUCGACUACUGAACCAGAGUAUAUUCCAAUGGCAGAAGUAGGAAAAGAAAUGCUUUGGUUGAAGAGGUUUCUUAAACAAUUGGGAAUAAAGCAGGAAAGGUACGAUAUCCACUGUGAUAGUCAGAGCGCAUUGGAUUUAAGUAAAAUGCUAUGUAUCACUCUCGCACGAAGCACAUUGAUGUCAGAUAUCAUUGGCUAUGUCAAGUAG